Molecule: messenger RNA, 486 nt
Organism: Fusarium musae
Lineage: Eukaryota; Fungi; Ascomycota; Sordariomycetes; Hypocreales; Nectriaceae
Exons: 1
Coding region: 1-486 (161 amino acids)
Source: RefSeq, a predicted model, not a curated record
AUGCCUGGUAGCAGCUUCCAUACGGAUGCGUUCAAAAGCCAGCUUAACGGUGGUGGCCUUGGCCUUGUGGACUGCUCUGAGUCCAUGGUUGAGUAUCAAUUUGCAGACGAUGAGGGUGAAGGGUCCCAGGCUCAGCUUCGUUCGCUACCUUGUCCUCGUCGGAGCAGCCGCCUCAAGCGGAGAAGGGUUGACUAUAAUGAAGUGUCGGAUAUCGACAUGGACUUGCCAGCCAAGAGCAGCACUCAUGAAGAUAAGGGCGACUUUUACAGCGAUGGCGAAGAGGAGUCUGACCAGAGUUCCGGGGCCCAAUCCGAGACUGCUGAGUUCUCUUCACAAGAAAACAACGUUCCAGAUGCCUGUGUGAAGGCACCUGUGAAGGCGAGAUCCACGCCCCUCGUGCCCACGUUUACCGAAGCCGACCUGAUUUUCCCAUUGACUCAGCCUGACGAAUUGAAACUAUUGGUUCUCUUUGCCGCUUCAAUCUAG